Messenger RNA from Saccharomycopsis crataegensis, 498 nucleotides. Its product is annotated as Hsp20/alpha crystallin family protein. Gene Ontology annotation, biological process: response to hydrogen peroxide; protein complex oligomerization; protein folding. The transcript has a single exon. NCBI's taxonomy places the organism in Eukaryota, Fungi, Ascomycota, Saccharomycetes, Ascoideales, Saccharomycopsidaceae. The record is from RefSeq and is a predicted model, not a curated record. The coding region runs from base 1 to 498 and encodes 165 amino acids.
AUGUCUAUGACUCUUCACAACUCACCUUUCUUUGAAUUGUUCGAUGGCUUGAACAGGCAAUUAUCAAGAGGCAAUAAUCUCUUCGACACCAUGGUUAAAAGCUCCGGUUUGGAUAUUGUGCCACCGGUUGACUUAAUUGAAAAGGAUGAUGUGUUUAUGUUGCAUGCCUCGGUUCCUGGUGCUGUCCCAUCCAAUAUUACCAUUGAUUUCGACAGAAGCAACAAUGAAUUGAAGAUCGCUGGUACAGUUCCUGAAACCAACAUCGAGGAAGAAGACAAGGACACCCACAAGUAUUAUAGGGAAAUCAAGACUGGUUCAUUUGAGAGAACAGUUAGAUUUGGUAAGGACACAAUCGACGAAGAUGGUAUUUCUGCGAAAUACAAUAAUGGUGUGCUUGAAGUCUUGGUGCCAAAAGUGAAGCCUGCUGCUCCUGAAUCAAAGGUUAGAAGAAUCCAAAUUGGGGGUAUUGAAGAAGAUUCAUCAAAAGAAUCCGCUUAG